Molecule: messenger RNA, 487 nt
Organism: Owenia fusiformis
Lineage: Eukaryota; Metazoa; Annelida; Polychaeta; Sabellida; Oweniidae
Source: the annotation of a GenBank genome assembly
CAAGAAUGUUUGUUUCACGACUGGGAAAGCGUUCACACGUCACACUUGAGAAUGGGAGACAACAGGAAAAAGUCGUCCCUCCAUCACCCAUAUAUUUCCCGUGCAGCAGGGAACACCAAUGUAAAAACAAUGCGAAAGUCGUAAAACUUAUCGGAGUUGACACAAAUUGUGUAUGCAUUUGUCAAACAGGCUGGACUGGACAAUUUUGCAACAUUUCAACUCAGACGACGUCAAAAUUCGAAAACGAUAAAACAUGGGCAAAUAUAGAAUUUAUCUCUACUUGGAUAGAGAAACUGUUUGAUGGCUCAGUAAAGACUAGACGUUCGUCUUCAUCCACAAAUGAUAUAUUGAAAAAUAUAUAGUAUAAACUAGGUUGAAAAAUGAUUAUACUGUACAACCUGAAGUAGUGAUUUGCAAUUUUUUAUUUUAAAUGUAAGUUUAAACGUUCUACUUAGCAUACCUUUAAGUCAAAGUUUUAUAAAUUGCC